Danaus chrysippus (African queen) is the source of this 2922-nucleotide messenger RNA. NCBI's taxonomy places the organism in Eukaryota, Metazoa, Arthropoda, Insecta, Lepidoptera, Nymphalidae. The record is from the annotation of a GenBank genome assembly.
AUGACUUCAAUUUUUGAUCAAUAUGAGCAAGCGUCUCAGGUGUCGCAGCGCCUGGUUCCUGCUUCAGAACAGAUGACUUCUUCAGGUUACAUCAAUAUCCAACUGGAUGAUAACAAGCCCAUGUUUUCAAAGAGACAAAUGAAUUUCACGCCAUCAGAUUUAAUCACCCACGUCGCUGUUUCUAGUGAUUAUCUAGUUCUAGCUAUGGCAAAUGGAAUGUUAUUUAGACUAGAUGUUAAAAUGCCUGAUGAAAAUGAAGAAAUAAAUUAUUCGAAAUAUGUUCAACCCAACUCCAAACUUACUGCAAUCUUUCUGGAUCCACUGGGCUAUCAUCUGCUAUUAGCUUUUGCUGCUAGAAACAAAGAUGGCAAUCCAGAACUGGUGUACCUUCACCGAAAGAGUAAUAAAUUGAAAACGGUUGCAAAGUCUAGGAAUUACGAAGUGACUGAGGUUGGUUGGAAUUAUGAGAAUACUUCAACUUCAACAACGGGACCCAUACUACUCGGGACAUCACAAGGACACAUUAUCGAGACAGAACUAGAAACAGAUAGCGAUAAAAUGUUCACCGCCAGUCAACAGUAUUGGAGACAGAUUUUUGAUAUCGGUAAGGGUACCGACACACCCAUUACUGGUAUCCAGUUCCAUAGAGUGAACAACACAACCAAAUUCUUCAUAUUUGUCACAACACCCAAAAGGCUGUACCAAUUCAUCGGACAUGCUAUGGCUUCUGAUGAGAAACCAUUCCUACAAUCAAUAUUUCACUCUUAUCUAACAACUCUAGAAACAGGCUUCCAUGAAAUACCAUCAACACUCAAAUACUCCAAAUUGCAGUUCUUUUUCGAUAAAACAAAUACUCCUAAGACAUUUGCCUGGCUGACAGAACCUGGUAUAUUUUAUGGGCAGCUAGAUCCUACUUCUCAACAGAACUCCAACUCACUGUUCACACAAGGCGAACUCAUUACUUACUCUGAUAAAAGUGAGAAAAAUGACACCAAAGAAGCAACACCGCUCUCGUUUGUUCUUACAGAGUUUCAUGUCCUUCUCAUGUAUUCUGAUAGAGUAAAAGCGGUGUCGCUGUUAAACCAAAAACUGGUCUACGAAGACAGAUAUUCAGAAGUACAUGGGAAAUUGAAGAAUAUAGUGAAAGAUCCCAUCGGAAAAACAAUUUGGACCGUGACAGAUAAAACUGUUUUUAGAUAUAAAGUAGAAAGAGAAGAAAGAAACGUAUGGAGGAUAUACUCUGAUAAGGAACAAUUCGACCUGGCAAAACAAUACUGUCAGAAUAAUCCCGCCUAUAUAGAUAUAAUAAACGUAAAACAGGCAGAAUUGUUGUUCAAGAAAGGCGAUUACGAUAAAAGCGCUGAAAUAUACGCGGAGACACAGAGCAGCUUCGAGACUGUUUGCCUCAAGUUCUUGGAAUGCGAUCAGGUUAACUCACUGAAGGUGUAUCUCAGCAAAAGAUUGGACACUUUGGAUGACGAUAAAACUCUAAUAUCGAUGAUAGUCAUUUGGAUGACGGAGUUGUUUCUCUCACAACUCGGCUCCCUCCGUCGUACUGGGAAAGCCGAUUCCAACGAAUAUCAUCAGAUUCAAAGCAAUUUCGAGAUCUUCCUCCUCCAACCCAAGGUCACAAAAUGUAUGCAACACAUUAAAACCGUCAUUUAUGAUCUGAUGUCGUCACACGGUGAUAAACAGAACCUCAUAAAAUUGACUAUCAUCAAUGAGGACCACGAGAACGUCGUGGCGCAAAAUAUUUACGAGAAGUCUUACAUACAGGCUUUAAAUAUGCUGCAGCAUUUGAAGAAACCCGAUCUAUUCUAUCAGUUCGCUCCGGCGUUAAUGGAGGAAAUACCGAGAGAAACCGUCAACGCUUUGAUAUCACUCGGACCGAUUUUAAGUUCCUCAAAACUGUUACCGGCCUUCCUUUCUUGCGAAAAUGAUGAAGCUCACGUGUCUGAAAUCAUUAGAUACUUGACCUUCAUGCUGCAGAACUACAAUGUCAAAGAUCGUGCGAUUCAUAACUAUUUGUUGACGCUGUACGCGGAACACGAUGUACCGGCUCUUAUGAGGUACUUGUCACGUCAAGGACAGGAGUUGUCGAUGGUGAACUAUGACGUACAUUAUGCAUUACGACUCUGUAGAGAGAAGAACUUGACUGAAGCGUGCGUGAAGCUGUCAGCGUUGCUCGGCCUUUGGGAGUCAGCGGCUGAACUAGCGCUACAAGUAGAUACGGAGUUGGCUAAGACUGUGGCUGACAUGCCUGAUGAUGUGACACUACAGAGGAGACUGUGGCUUGGAGUCGCGGAACACGUUAUCACAAAGAACCAAGACAUCAAGGUCGCCAUGAGUCUUCUAGAAGAAUGUCCUCUCAUCAAAAUAGAAGAUAUUUUACCUUUCUUUAGUGACGUCAUUACUAUUGAUCAUUUCAGGGAACCCAUCUGUCAGUCCCUACAGGAAUAUAAUAAUCAGAUUGAAGAACUCAAAGCAGAAAUGGAGGACGCCACGAAAUCAGCUGAGUAUGUCCGUAGUGAGAUCCAGUCGUUCCGUGGUCGGAGCGCUUUGGUCUGUUCAUCAGAUACUUGUUGCGUGUGUUCCCUAGCGCUACUCCUGCGUCCCUUCUACUUAUUCCCUUGCAGUCAUCGCUUCCACAGCGACUGUCUCCGGACAGAGAUAUUACCGGUGCUGGCGCCCGCACGUCGCAAUAAACUGACGGAUCUUCAGAAACAGCUGUCGCUGUUAUCUAACAUAGAACUAUCAACAGUGACAUCUAGUGGACUCCCGCUGAGAGAAGUGUUGAAGAACGAAAUUGAUGACAUAGUAGCCAGUGAGUGUCUGUACUGUGGAGAAUACAUGAUCACUUGUAUAGAUAAACCAUUCAUCCCUGACGAGGACUGGGACCGGGUUGUGAAGGAAUGGGAAUGA